AUGUAUCGCUUGGCAGCCCACACCGGCCUCAGACAGGCCCCCCGAAGCAUCGCCAACAACACUGUCCGCCCAGCCCUCGCGACCCCGCGCUUCUUCCAGUCGGUCGACAUCCGCACCAUCAUGAGCUCCUCCUCGGGCGUCAAGGUCUCUGACCGCAUCAAGCACGACCAUGCCGAGCUCGAGCAGCAGUACAAGAACAUCAUUGCUGCCAAGGACACCGACACUCAGACUCGCUGGCAGAACCAGUUCAUCUGGGAGCUUGCCCGCCACUCCAUCGCCGAGGAGAUUGUCGUCUACCCCGCCUUUGAGAAGUUUGUUCCCAACGGCAAGCGGAUGGCCGACAAGGACCGUCAGGAGCAUCAGACCGUCAAGAACCUCCUCUACGAGUUCCAGAAGAUGACUCCCGAGAAUGCCGAGUUCCGCCCUACCCUCGACAAGCUUUGGAGCAAUCUCUCGCAGCACAUCAAGGAGGAGGAGAACGACGACUUGCCCGCUCUUGAGCAGCACAUCGACGCCGACUACUCGGGCCAGCUCGCCACUAGCUUCAACACCACCAAGCACUUUGUUCCCACCCAGAGCCACCCCAGCGCUCCUGACAAGCCUCCUUAUGAGACCGCCGCUGGUCUCCUGACCACCCCGUUGGACAAGUUGAUGGAUAUGUUCAAGAAGUUCCCCAAGGAGGACAUGAAGGCUUAA
Messenger RNA from Sordaria macrospora k-hell, 696 nucleotides. RefSeq lists its product as uncharacterized. NCBI's taxonomy places the organism in Eukaryota, Fungi, Ascomycota, Sordariomycetes, Sordariales, Sordariaceae. The record is from RefSeq and is a predicted model, not a curated record.